Kwoniella shivajii is the source of this 3306-nucleotide messenger RNA. RefSeq lists its product as uncharacterized. Bases 1 to 3306 code for a protein of 1101 amino acids. The record is from RefSeq and is a predicted model, not a curated record. The transcript has 19 exons. Lineage: Eukaryota; Fungi; Basidiomycota; Tremellomycetes; Tremellales; Cryptococcaceae.
AUGUCACAAUCACCUGGAACCAAUACCGGAUCGCUGUCAAUGAGCGACACAACAGCCGGUAAUCAAAAUCCUGCUCAUAGCAAGAUGUCUUCAUCAGAUCCUGCUCACUCCAAAGAACCUCCUGCCUUUGUAGCCAAAAUGGAAAAAAUAUUACACAUCCCAGCCUGGUUCACACCUUCCCUGACCGACAGAAGACAAUGGAAGAACUUCACAAGAUGCAUGCUUGCGACUUUCGGCUCGUUGGUAGUUAUGCUUGUCCAGAAUUCUCUCAAUAAGCUAGGUCAAGCUGCUUUCUUCGGGCUUAUCAUGAGUCAAAUGCUACCGCCUUCUAUGGCUCUGAGCAUAUACCUGUUUGCUCUGAUUACGUUGAUAGUCGGUUUAUGCUUUGGCUGGGCUUGGGGCGUAGCUGCUAUGGCUGCUGCUCUCAAAGCAAGAGAUCAAGUUCUAUACCAAGAGCAAGUGCAAAGGGAAUCCGCUGGAUACGACACGACUGCCAAUAUCGAUGCUCAAUUCCAAGGGUCGAUCUUCCGUGGAGCUUUCCUUGAUCCUGGAUCGACAGCAGUGUACGGAGUUUUCCUUUUCUUCGGUUGUUACUUUUUAGGUUUCAUCAGAGCGACGAAGCCAAGAUUGACUCUAGGUUGUAUCUUUGGUACGAUCAUCAUGGAUUUGAUGUGUUCCUUUGGACCUCUUUUUCCUAUCGCACAAUAUACUUUGGCUAAACAACUACUCAUACCCGCUUCGACGUUUAUAGCCAUAGCUAUAGCUUCAAUCUUUCUGAUAUUCCCUCAAACUCUGAAUCACAUCAUGCUUGACGCAGUGGCGUCCAAAAUGCUUGCUCCGAUUAUCCAGAUUCUUAAAAUUCAAGAUCAAGUAGUGAAUGCAGAUCCCAAAGAUAUGGAGAAAUGGCACGAACUUGCUGCGAAGCAGUACGCAUUGCGACAAGGUCAUAUAGCUGUCGUCACAGCUUUAGAAGGACAGACUGCUUUACUAGCAUUAGAGAUCUCGAGAGGGCAAAUUGGCUCUGGAGAUCUACAGAAGAUCUUUGGUAAAGUCAAGAACCUGGGUCUUAGGGCAUAUGCUUUGGCCAGCUUCUCCAUUAUUGUCGACGAACAGCAUGAAUCUUUGAAGAAAAUGACGGAAGAUUCUUCAUCACACGCCAAUGUUCGAGCCAAAUCUCACUAUGACAAGGUCAUGAGUCAUGCGGAUGACUCUCACAGCCUCACGGGACUUUUGCCAAUCUUAGCUGAAUCUACUGCCAACCUAAGACAUACCAGCACAAGAGCCUUGGACGAUAUAUCUGAAUGGCUAUUGUUGAUAAACCAUACAAGGUGGAAGAAGAAGCCAUCUAAUGCUCCUCCUAUAUCUCAAAGAGAAGACAAUCUGAACUCCAUCAAAAAGUCUUUACAGGAAUUUAGGGAGAGUAAGCAUUUCGCAAUGCUUGACUCUUACAAAGAUAGCUUCGAUCUUACAACCGGUCAAUUGAAACCUCAUCUUUCAGAGUCAUAUCGAUUCAAUUCCAGAGAUCUAUUCAGAUGUUUCGUCUUGACUUCUAGUCUGAUCGCUUUCACCAUUGACCUCGUUGACGUCCUCGAACUGUUACUACAAAUUGAGAGGGCAAAUCUCAAGAGUAAAAUCCAACUCCCCAAGGCUUUUACGAAGAACGCCGUGAAGUCUGCGAAUCAAAAAGCCGGCGGAAAUCCACUUGAUAUGGGUAACGACGAUGCAUCAAGUCUGGACGUACACGAGAGAGUCGAAGAGGAUGAGCACGAUGAUGAGAGGAGUGAAACUAGCACAGCUGUUGAUAAGAAAGAGAAGCCUAAAAAGGAGAAGAAAGUUAAAGCUCAUGCCAAAAACCCAGAUGCAGAAGACCCACGAAAUGCUUUCCAAAACUUUGGAAGAUUGAUUUAUCAGCUUUGGCAAGGAGCAACGGGAGCUUCAGGUCUUUUCGCAUUGAAGUAUGCAUUGGUGUCUAUUGCUCUAUGGAUACCGGCUGUUUGCCCUUCAUCGGCUUAUUUCACGUAUACCAACCGUGGGUUAUGGGCAUUGAUCAUGGCUCAGACAGGCUUGGGUGUCUUUACGGGAGAGCAGAUCUUGACAUUUAUUUUGCGAAUGGGUGGAACUUGCGUUGGCCUUGUAUUGGGUAUGAUAGUUUGGUAUAUUGGCGCAGGGACAGGCCCAGGCAAUCCUUAUGGAAUAGCAGCCGCAACUAUGGUGUUCAUUGCACCCGGCUUAUUCAUUCGUAUUGCUGUUCCAAUGGAGAAAGCGGCUUUCUUCAUCAUGGCCAACGUUACCCUCAUGUUCGUGGUUGGUUAUUCAUGGGUAGAUGAACACGUCUAUCAAACUGCCAAUCAAGGUGCAGGAGCCGGAUUGGCAGGUAGAAGAGCCCUGCUGGUCAUUAUUGGUUUCACUGCAGCGUUUAUCAUCAUGCUAUUCCCACGCCCCGUUUCUGCGCGAUAUCUCUUCCGACGUAGACUGGCUAAGAACAUGGCGGACAUUGGCGAUCUAUACGGAAAAGUAGUGACGGGUAUUGAAGGAGAACUAGAUUCCGAAGUGGACACCCUUGGUGCGGCGGAGGAGAAUAAGAUAGCUGAAAUAAGAAGAGAAAGAUACAAAGGUGGUUUCAUGAAGGUUCUCGGAAGAAUAUUGGGUAUGCAACCUCAACUGCAAUUCGCCAGUAUCGAGCCUGGUCUUCGAGGUCCGUGGCCGAAAAAGAAGUACGAAGCUUUGUUCAAAGCUCAAGGACAAGUCCUAUCCACCUUGGCAUUAUUAUCUAAUUCCUACUCAAGGAUGGAUGUGAGGUGGUGUAGACGAUUAGCAAGUAGAUCAGAAUUGAUGCAUCCCGCUUUCAUCGCCGAUUGCAUAUCCUUAUUUUCGAUUCUGGAACAAUCACUACGUACAGGUCAACCGUUACCUCCUAUGAUACCUAUUUUUGAACGAUUGGCAAUACAUCGGUGCGCUAUGGGUGCUAUAGCUCUCAACAAGUCAAAUGGAGCCGAUGAAGGUAAGAUGUCUGAGAAGACAGAGUCAACUGCAUCAGAGGGCGAGGAUCUCACGUUAGAGAGAGCGGAAUUGGCCACCAGAGAUGCCGAGAGAGUAUUGAGAGGUACGAUCACUUGGCAAACCAUUCAUGACGAACAGAUAGCACUUUUCGCUACGGCGAAUAUAGCACUAGUACACAUUGCCGUUGGGUUGAAUGACAUAUUCAAUAUCGUGAAGAGUUUGGUGGGAGAAAGGGAUUUGCAAGGACUGGAUAGAGCGUCAGAGCGGUGGGCUAGAGGAGAGCUGGCGAUAUCCAAUAGGGUUUAG